Bemisia tabaci is the source of this 1664-nucleotide messenger RNA. It is a transcript of the gene Fdh, whose product is annotated as alcohol dehydrogenase class-3 Fdh. Gene Ontology annotation, molecular function: S-(hydroxymethyl)glutathione dehydrogenase [NAD(P)+] activity; alcohol dehydrogenase (NAD+) activity; zinc ion binding. Gene Ontology annotation, cellular component: cytosol. Lineage: Eukaryota; Metazoa; Arthropoda; Insecta; Hemiptera; Aleyrodidae. Gene Ontology annotation, biological process: formaldehyde catabolic process. The record is from RefSeq and is a predicted model, not a curated record.
UGUUUGAUAACAAGUUACAAGGCGUAACCAUCUUGGCUCCAGUUCCUUGGUCGUUCCCGUCAUAGUAAUUUUCCAAUUAAUUAAUCAUUUUAAAUCACUGUGCGUCAAAUACGUGAGGUUAUUUUCCAUCUAUCUGCCUUUAGCUCGUUUCUCAUUCGUAUCCCACCUCUGUAUCACACCGAGGCAGUUCCGCUCUUAUCAUCAGGCUCUUCUACAAGUAACUGUGACUGAUAACUACACUUCACCACUUCACCCCCUCGAAAAGUUGGACAAAAGUUAGUACUGAAGAAAUAUUCAGAAGUAACUCAAAGUGCAUUUCGACCUCUCACGCCUGAAAGACGUUUUUCAUUUGCUUCUCUUGGUGUAAUCUGAGGCAUUCUGGAAGCUAGGAUGGCCGGAAAAACGAUAACUUGUCGGGCUGCUGUGGCAUGGGCUGAAAAAGAACCUUUGAAGAUUGAAAUGGUGAAUGUAGCUCCCCCAAAAGCUGGAGAGGUCCGUGUCAAGAUCUGCUCAACAGCUUUGUGCCAUACUGACACUUACACCCUAGAUGGUCAUGACCCUGAAGGGCUUUUCCCUUGCAUCCUUGGGCAUGAGGGAGCAGGAAUUGUUGAAAGUGUUGGAGAAGGCGUUGAUUCAUUUGCAGAAGGAGAUCAUGUAGUGCCAUUGUACAUCCCUCAGUGCAGGGAAUGUAAAUUUUGUCGUUCGGAAAAAACUAACCUUUGCAGCAAAAUUCGUGUAACUCAGGGUAAAGGUGUAAUGCCAGAUGGCACAAGCAGAUUUUCUUGCAAUGGCAAAACCUUAUAUCAUUUUAUGGGUUGUUCUACCUUCAGUGAGUACACGGUUGUAGCGGAAAUUUCCCUUGCUAAGAUUGAACCAAAAGCUCCUUUGAGUAAAGUAUGCCUCCUAGGCUGUGGUAUUCCCACAGGUUAUGGUGCAGCUUUAAAUACGGCUAAGGUGGAACCAGGAAGCAACUGUGCUAUAUGGGGAUUAGGAGCUGUGGGUCUUGCUGUCGCAAUGGGAUGCCAGGCAGCUGGAGCCAAGAAUAUCAUAGGAAUCGAUGUGAAUCCAGACAAGUUUGAAGUUGCUAAACAGUUUGGUUGCACUGAAUGCAUCAACCCCAAAGAUUUUUCCAAAUCAAUUCAGGAAGUUCUCAUAGAGAAAACAGAUGGAGGACUUGAUUAUACCUUUGAGUGCAUUGGAAAUGUUUCUACAAUGCGAGCUGCUCUGGAAUCUUGUCACAAAGGAUGGGGUGUCUCAGUUAUCAUUGGCGUUGCAGGUGCAGGUCAAGAAAUUUCCACUCGUCCAUUCCAGCUAGUUACAGGUCGCACAUGGAAAGGAACGGCUUUUGGAGGAUGGAAGAGCAAGGACAGUGUACCUCGUCUUGUGGAGCAAUACCUGGCCAAGAAAUUGAAAUUAGAUGAAUUUAUCAGUCAUGAGCUGCCAUUUGAGAAAAUUAACGAAGCCAUUGAUUUAUUACAUUCCGGAAAAAGCAUUCGUGCGGUGGUCAAUUAUUGAGCUCCUUUGGCUCGUCCUGAAUUCCAGUACAAAAUAUCUGUCUUAUGCAUGAUGCUUGUAUUUUAAUUUUUAAGUUUUAGUCAAAUCAUUGUACCUUAUUUUGAUUUUGUACUUUUAUUGAUUCAAUAUAUUUUUCUUUUACCUCUCAA